UGACCAAAAGAACAUGGCUUCGCAUGCGUUGUCUCAAAUGCUCGAUGAGCUAAUGGGUAGAGAUAGAAACUUAGCACCUACAGAGAAACGAGAUCAAGUUCACUGGAAUGACCCUGAAGUGUGCAAGCACUUCCUUGUCAAUUUUUGUCCACAUGAACUUUUCACCAACACAAGAGCGGACUUGGGUCCUUGCACAAAGAUGCAUGAUGAAGCACUUAGAAAAGAGUAUAACAAAAGUUCUAAAUUUGGGAAGAUGGGAUAUGAAGAUGACUUUUUGCGAUUUUUGCAAGGUCUUAUUUCUGAUGUAGAAAAGAGAAUUCGUAGAGGGCAUCAGAGACUGGCUUUGAAUAACUCCCAGGGCAGUCUAAGUAGUAAUUUGAAUUCUUUGAAAGAUGACAAAAUAAAGAUGCUGACGGAGAGAAUUGCUGAUCUUGUACAACAGGCUGAAGAAUUGGGAUGUGAAGGUAAAGUAGAGGAGGCUCAGGGAAUGAUGAAACUUUGUGAUCAACUUGAAGAAGAACGAAGGGAAUUGGAGAAUAGUAAGCUUGCACAGCAAUCCAAUGAACCGGAGAAGACGAUGGAGGUGUGUACAGUGUGUGGAGCUCUACUGGUGGUAGGAGAUGUACAGCAACGUAUCGAUGAACACUUGAUGGGAAAACAGCAUGCUGGCUAUGCUAGGAUCAGGGCCUAUGUGGAUGACUGGAAACAGAAAAAGAAUCAGACUGAUGAGGAGAGAGAAGCUCGGCUGAAAAAGGAGAGAGAAGAAAGGGAAAAGGAAAGAGAAAAGGAAAGGGAAGAAAGGCGACAAAGAGAGAAAGAAAAGGAGAAGGAGAGAGAAGAACGAGAGAGAGAAAGAGAGGAAAGAGAAAAGAGGAGACGUGAGGAAAGGGAAAAAGAAAGGGAAAAGGAACGCUCCAGACGAAGAAGAUCCCGUAGUAGGGACAGGCAUCGUAGGUCAAGAAGUCGGGGACGAAGAUCACGAAGUAGGUCAAGGGAUCGUCACCGUUCUCAUCGCAGAAGAUCAAGGUCAACCUCCAGAUCUCGCACAAGAGACCGUGACUCAAAACGUCGCAGUAGGAGCAGUGAGAAAAGCAAGGAUAAAAGAUCCAGAAGUAGGGAUAGAAGGGAAUCGAGGGACAGAAGAUCCCGAAGCAAGCGAUCAAGAAGUCAAGAAAGGUCAAGUGACAGGAAAUCUGGAGAUAGAAGAGAAAAGUCAUCAGAUAGAAAAUCAAAGGAGAAAGACAAUGACAGAAGAGAUGAAGAAGAAAACAAAGUAGAUGAAGUCGGCAAUUCUUCAAAUGAUGCAAAUGAACAACAGUCCGAGGCUUUGAGUGAGAAUGCUGAUAGUCAGGAUGCUGUAGCUAAUGAUGUGGAGGCUGAGGACAGCUAGAUAUUGAGGUGACAUAAUCUGUGUCAGUUGACACCUGAACAGUUUCCUAGAUACCUUUGCGAAAAUAGCUUCAUGGUUGUGUAGAAGCUUGGAUUGACUAUACUGUCAGUGAUACUUAAAAACAUCUUGAUACAUUGCCAGGUAUGCCUGUAAUGAAAGGAACACUGUUGGGUGUAAAAAAAAAAAAAUGGGUUACAUUAUUCUUAACUUGUAUGUCAAAGAACUUCUUUUAGAAAACGAAAGUUAUGAUCCAAAACAGAAAAAAAAAUUUAAUUAGGAUUAUCAUAGGUGAAUUAUUCAAUUUUAGAGAGAAAAAAAAAAGGAUGACAACUCAAUUUAGAUUUGAUUUUUACAAGGAAAAUGAGACAAUGUGAUUUUCCUUGUUUUGGUGAAUUAAUUGCAAACCUUUUUAGUUAUGAAUUUAGUGUGUUCCUGCAUGGAAGAAAUCCGAAUUUCUGCGUAUGUUAACUUUUGAGUUUUUCUGUAGAAAUAUUCAACUUUAAAAUGGGUUAUUAUUGUAGCAUCAUCCACUUUGUGAGUCUGAACUUUGGGUUGCCACAAUAUGCUAAAA
Molecule: messenger RNA, 1961 nt
Organism: Saccostrea echinata
Lineage: Eukaryota; Metazoa; Mollusca; Bivalvia; Ostreida; Ostreidae
Product: luc7-like protein 3
Exons: 11
Coding region: 14-1390 (458 amino acids)
Biological process (GO): mRNA splice site recognition
Cellular component (GO): U1 snRNP; U2-type prespliceosome
Molecular function (GO): mRNA binding
Source: RefSeq, a predicted model, not a curated record